Messenger RNA from Mangifera indica (mango), 1034 nucleotides. RefSeq names its product ras-related protein Rab11D-like. Gene Ontology annotation, cellular component: endosome. Gene Ontology annotation, molecular function: GTP binding; GTPase activity. The transcript is spliced from 2 exons. The record is from RefSeq and is a predicted model, not a curated record. The coding region runs from base 193 to 849 and encodes 218 amino acids. Lineage: Eukaryota; Viridiplantae; Streptophyta; Magnoliopsida; Sapindales; Anacardiaceae.
AAAACCCGGCAAAAUUUUCAAUCCAGAAGGAAAUAAAAGCUGGGAAAUUUUUCACUUUAAGCUCCUGCAUGUAACUUCACGCCAUCUCUCCUUGAACACUUUGUUUAUACUCUCAAACUUUCUUCUUUAUAUAACUGGAACAGCAAGAACAAUAAAACUUCUCUCUUCACCAACUCUUUUUUUUCGUAUGAUAUGGCUAGGUACAGGCCUGAUGAUGAGUAUGAUUACUUGUUCAAGCUUGUCUUGAUUGGUGAUUCAGGUGUAGGUAAGUCCAACUUGCUUUCCAGGUUUAUCAAAAACGAGUUUAAUCUCGAGUCUAAGUCUACUAUUGGUGUUGAGUUCGCUACCAAAAGUUUGAAAAUUGAUGGUAAGGUCGUCAAGGCUCAGAUUUGGGACACUGCUGGCCAAGAAAGGUACCGUGCCAUUACAAAUGCUUAUUAUCGAGGUGCUGUUGGUGCUUUACUUGUCUAUGAUGUAACACAAGUUUUCACCUUUAGGAACGUUGGCAGGUGGUUGAAGGAGUUGAGAGAGCAUACUGACCCCAACAUUGUUGUCAUGCUGAUCGGUAACAAGUCGGAUCUGCGACACCUUGUAUCUGUCUCUACUGAUGACGGUAAAGCUUUUGCUGAGGAGGAGUCUGUAUAUUUCAUGGAAGCAUCAGCAUUAGAUGCAACCAAUGUGGAAAAUGCUUUUACAGAAGUAAUUAAUCAGAUAUACAAGGUUUUUAGCAAGAGGGCAGUUGAGGCAGGCAGUGAUGGAUCUACAUCAACUCUUCCAUCAAAAGGAGAGACGAUAAAUGUCAACGAGGAAUCUUCCAUUUUAAAGAGAAUUGGAUGCUGCUCAAACUAGCCUCUAUGCUGUUACAUUGCCAGGUAUGACCGUAUUAUGCAAUUUGCUUGUACCGAUCACAGGUAAUCUUCAUGUACGGAGAAAAACUAGUUUAUCCGGUUUGGAAAAUUUCCUGUGAAAAUGGUUUCAAUUGUCUCUAAUAAUCUAAUAUUUCGGUGGAAUACAUUCCCAAGUUUCAAGCUCUA